AUGAAGGAUCCAUUCCCCGUUGCGCCGCCGGAGGCGCUGGUCUCGCUCGUCAAACCACUCGCCGAUGCGCUGUCCCUACCGACCCUCGCUCUCCACGCUCACGAGGUUCUCUUCGCAUUCUUCCUCUACACAGCAAUCUGCAACGUGGUCUCUCCCGUCUUCUCCAAGACCUUCUUCCCGCAGACAUACGGCAAACUCAACAUCCGAACGCGCGUGAGUUGGGAUGUCCAUAUCGUAUCCUUCUUCCAGGCGGUGCUCAUCAGUGCGCUAUCGUUGUAUGUGAUUUGGUUCGAUGAAGAGCGGAAAGAGUUGAGGUCGCGCCCGAGAUGGGAGUCCAGGGUACGGGAGUAUGACGGUGCUGGAGGUAUGGUCCAGUCUUUCGCACUGGGAUACUUCUUGUGGGACUUGAUCAUGUGUGCUUGCAACGUGGAGAUCUUCGGGUGGGGGAUGUUGGCGCAUGCUAUUAGCGCAUUCUCCGUCUUCGCGCUGGGAUACGUAUGUCACAGCGCUCACCUCCACUCGUUGCACACAUAACUGACAGUGAGCAGCGGCCCUUCAUCUACUUCUACGCUCCCGUGUUCCUUCUCUACGAGCUCAGCUCCCCGUUCUUGAAUAUCCACUGGUUCUGCGACAAGCUCGAUUUGACUGGCUCGAUUUAUCAAGCCGUCAAUGGCGCUUUCCUCACCGGCACUUUCUUCGGCUGCCGUAUCAUCUGGGGUAACAUCAGCAGUAUCUAUGUCUUCUACGACAUCUUCAGCAUGAUCGCCAAGGGAAAGACCGAUCUUGUUGCUUCUGACAUCGGUGCACCGACUGGGUACUCCACUCAAGAUUUGCUGCGAAUCUACAACGACGAGCAGGGUCAAAGACUGGCGUUCGCGGGAGGUGGACAGCAGAUUCCACUAUGGCUCGGCCUGACAUAUCUUGCGUCGAACUUGACUCUGAACUCGCUCAACAUCUUCUGGUUUGGCAAGAUGAUUGAGACGAUUCGGAAGCGCUUUGACCCGCCGUUCGGUACUCGGGGUAUCGAGAGUGACGAGGUGCAUGAUGAGCCGCAAGAAAAGAUUGCCGCUGCGGCUGGUAAGCUCUCCGAGUCUACGCCGCCCAAGCCAAAGGGCAGUGUCAAGGCCGCGCGGCAAAAGGCUGAGCAGGCCAUGAAUGGGCCAGUCGAGUCAGAAGAGGCGACGCAAAUUCAGCGGGCUGUACUUGCGGAUGGGUCUAACAGCGUCGAGGUCACGGGGAUUAGAACGCUCAGGACAAGAAGAAAGGCGUAA
Molecule: messenger RNA, 1271 nt
Organism: Lecanosticta acicola
Lineage: Eukaryota; Fungi; Ascomycota; Dothideomycetes; Mycosphaerellales; Mycosphaerellaceae
Source: the annotation of a GenBank genome assembly